Molecule: messenger RNA, 5049 nt
Organism: Achroia grisella
Lineage: Eukaryota; Metazoa; Arthropoda; Insecta; Lepidoptera; Pyralidae
Product: protein qui-1
Exons: 29
Coding region: 1-5049 (1682 amino acids)
Molecular function (GO): protein binding
Source: RefSeq, a predicted model, not a curated record
AUGAGCGCACCGGAGCCUUCAGUGCUUCAAGCGCUGCAGGGCUACACCCAACUAAGCGACAAGUGGCCAGGGCCUCGCGCUGUCAAGAUAUACGUAGCAUCUGUCUACAAUGACUUUCGAGAAGAAAGGCGGCAAAUUCUGGAGAUGGUGGGGCCAGAGUUGCAAUCAACAUACGAUGAUCGCUAUAUUGAGAUCGAAUUUGUGGAUAUGCACUACGGCACCGACGGGGGAGAUGAAACAAAUCCAGCACUCCACCGGUACUACCUUGACGAGAUUCGUUGCUGUAACCAAACAUCUAAAGCGGGAUAUUUUCUUUGCUUUCUGGGCGGCGACACAGCAUCUUACCAACCAAUGCUACCACUAUCUAUCCCAAGCGACAAGUUUGAACAACUCAUCAAGAAUGAUACUGCGCAAACGAAGCUCAUCCGGGGCCACUAUAGAUUGAGUGAUGAUGGGGCUUAUCAUCUAGAAGGUGACGAUACAUGGUUCAGUGACUUGCUCGAGAGGGAUGCGGAAAGAAACCGUCUUAAUGAACUUCAGAAAGUGUUCAACAGCUUAACUCUCGAAGCGUUGGAUAACGGUGCCGAUGUCGCUGAUUUAUUACGAAGUCCUGUUGAAUACCAGUGUGAAUUAGCAUUGGAACUAUUGAAUACCGGCAAUCAUCCAAAAGGAAUGAUUGUAGCCUACAGAGAUAUCAUAGAACCAGAGGCUUGCGACUCAAGGCUAUCUGCUUUAGCGUAUACUAGAUUAAAAGCAUUGAAGAAGAAACUAGAAGACGUGUUGCCUGAUACUCAUAUCGUUCAACUUGAAUCACAAUCAGCGGAGUCUUCAAGAACAGAUGCGCCGUCAGACAACGAUGAAAAACUAAGUCCAUUUAGGCAACAGGUGCAAACUGUGAUUUGUUCGCUGGUGGACGAUAGCCUCAGUACCGAACCCGAUCAGGGGAAGGGAAGAAAAAAGACUGUACAGGAAGUAUUUCUGGAGCACAUAACUCAUCUUAGGAUAUGUAUAGAACAUAAUCAUAUGUAUAAAGUAACUAUAAAACAAAUUGAAGAUAUCGCUAAGAAUAUAUUAAAUAAUGCUAAGGACAAUUAUGAAAAUAGAACUCGACAUCCACCAGUUUUAAUAUACGGUCCUGACGCUUCAGGAAAGAGUACUUUACUCACGGAUAUAUAUUUUAAGAGCGAAGAAAUCUUUGGUAAACCGGUACUGAGAGUAAUAAGGUUUUCCGCUUCCACUCCAAGAUCGGCCUACAAUUUAGAACUUUUAAGAGUUAUGUGCCAACAGAUAUCAAUUAUCUUGAACAUUCCCGAGGGCUACUUGCCAAAAGAUGCAAGUUUCGAUCCUUUGUAUAUAAAUAAUUGGUUCCAAAGUCUGCUGAGGAGAUGCGAGGAUAUGGAAAAUGAGAUAUUGUUGAUUUUUAUUGAUAAUGUUCAUAGAGUUAAUCCUUUAGAAUGUGAUAUUGUGACAGGGUUAUCAUGGUUACCCAUGUCCCUUCCAAGGAAUGUUUUCCUAGUGUGCACUAGUGCGGUAUCGCUCGAUCAACUGCAGUUGACUCCGGCUCAAAAGGAGAAAUUUAAAGUUCAAAACAGUUAUUAUCUAUUAGACGCUAUUGAGGAAACGCCGGAGAAUCAUAGCUAUGGAGACUAUAUUGAUGGUGCCUUCGAUAACUUAGAAGUCUUUUUCGGUUCUAAAGCCUUUAGUAAAUUAGCAAGUUACAUAACUUGUUCAGAAUUCGGCCUCACUGAACUUGAGCUGUUGGAACUAUUGAUGCCAACCAGUAAUAGCGAGGCCGUCAUAACUCUAAAAGAUGCCAACUUCAACUUUUCUACUUUAUGUGUCGCCAAAUAUAUGAUGAAGGGCUUGAUAAGCUGCAUGGUGGUGUCUGGGCGGAGCACGUGGCGGUGGCGUGCGGGAGCAGCGGGUGCACGUGCUAGGCGCCGCUAUGUGCGCGUGCAGAGCGCGCUGCGUGACGCGCACUCCGACCUCGCCGCGCUGCACUUCGCCAGCUUUCUGCAAGAUGGCGACGAUACCGACAACAGCGAGACGCAAGAACCCGGGUGCGUGGAUGAUGACGAUGCUCUGCUGGACUCGACUCCAUUCCAUUCGGGGAGUAGAACUGCCGCUGCGUUCACACAGCGCCACGUGGAAGAAUCCUGGCUUCAUCUAUUACUGGCUGGUGACUUUUCAAAGCUGAAAGACUUAACUGUCUGCAACUUUGAUUUCCUCCUUGCUGCUGUCCAAACUGUAACAAUAUCGUAUCUCCGAUGCAUUUUGGAGCAUGUGAGAUGUUACAUCUUAGAUCGUGAUGUGGAACUGGUGUAUGGCGCUGUGAGGAAAGCCAGCGAUAUACUAACAAGGGAUCCCAUGCAACUAGGUGCUCAGAUAAUAGCUUGGCUACGACCUGCUGUGGCGCGGCGUGGUGUACUCGCCACGUUGGUCACAUCCGCGAUGGCCUGGUGUGACGGCUACGACAAACCACUACUCGUUCCUCUUAAUGGAUGGCUUCAACCACCGAUAGCAUCAACGGUUCGCGUAGUAUCAGUGGGUGGAUCCACUCCAGGAGCUGGCGCACGAUUGCUGCAACUUGCACCUUCCGGUCAACACCUCGUGUUGGCGCCAUCUGCCGGUGACCCACAGCUGUGGCAUGUUAUGUCCAAUUCAAGAGUACAUACUUUCAAAGGCCAUUCCGGUAGAAUACUGUGCAUGUGCGUGACCCGGGAGUCACAGUACCUCCUCACAGGAUCGGAAGACACAACUGUCAUUGUGUGGGACCUCCAUACUUUAGCUGUAAAAACUAAAAUAUUAGAGCAUAUAGCGCCUGUUUUAUGCGUGGCUGCAAUAGUCAAAAGAUCCUUAGUAAUCAGCGGAGGCGAGGACUCUGCUGUUAUUGUAACAUCUUUAGUGGAUGGUGUUUUGGUAACAAAAUUAGAUCAUCACCGCGGUCCAGUAACAGCUGUAAAAGUGAUUCAAGAUGGCGAAAUACUCGUUACUGGAUCACAAGACGGAACCGUCUGCACUUGGAAUGUGGAAAAUUUCACAUUGCUCAGCACGGUGACUGCUGGCGUUCCUAUACACGCUAUGGAGGUCACAGAUGAUAACGUAUUCCUCCUGACGCUACAAGGGGAGAACGAAUUACAUCUUAGGACUUUCAUCACUGGCACAUAUUUGCACGUUUUGAAGAGACAUAAAGCUAAGGUAAAAUGUUUCUGCGUGGCCCACGACUCAUCCCGGGCAGCAGUUGGUUGCGCUGACCAACGUAUCUACGUGUACAGUUUGCAUGAUGGACAACUUCUGCGUACGUUGGCAGCUGCUCACGAUCUCGCUGCGUUGGCUGUUGCUGACAGGGAUCACUUUCUAUUAGCUGCUGGCGGCAAUAGAGUGACUAUCUAUUCAUUUCACACGGAGGACAACUUGACAAACUUUAGGCCCACGAAACAAGUGAAGCGACGGCAAACGAAAUCUACAACGAACAUCACGCUACUACAGGCUGAACAAAGUGAAUUAAUACCAAUCAGCUGUUUGGAAGUGUCUCGAGAUGGGCAACUAGCUGCCAGUGGAUGCGCCCGGGGGCUAGUCCGAGUGUGGCAACUCUCAACCCAUAGACUACAGACCACCCUCAAUGGCCACUUGGGGCACAUAACAUGUGUUACCUUUUCGCCAAAUAACCUGCUAGUACUCAGUGGUUCAGAAGACCGAAAGGUAGUCGUGUGGCAGCUUGCUGAUAAUUCACCCACGUUAACUUAUAAGGGACAUUCGGCUGCACUGCAGUCCCUUUUGAUGAUGUCCGACGGGCGGCGUGCUAUGUCCGGCGACCGUGCCCGUAACGUACAUGUAUGGCUCGUAGACUCUGGCAUAGUCCUACAUUCCACCACUGGUCCUAGUGCCAGUCUCGACAUUACGCUAAACAUGAAAUACUCUGUACUAUCCGAUGGUGACAAUUCGGUACGCAUUUGGACCCUAAUCGGCGAUAGUGGAGAAGACAAACGCUCUGUCUCCCACGCUGAGAGAAUCACGUGUUUCGCCCUCACAGCUGACUCGCAACAUGUUGUCACCGGAUCUAUGGACAUGUCACUCAAGGUCUGGAAACUGGACGGUGGCAAGUUAUCACAGGUUCUCGUCGGUCAUUCAGACAUAGUGACAUGCGUUGCAGUCUCUAUCACGAAUAAGACUCAAGUGGUAUCGGGUUCGUGGGACUGCAACCUGAUAGUGUGGGACAUCAACACGGGGUCUGAUCUGCAUCUACUGUCUGGACACUUGGGGAAAGUCACGUGCGUUAAAGUGACAGGUGACGGCACUAUAGCUGUAUCAGGCGCGGAAGAUAAGACGCUCAUAAUCUGGGAGACCAAACGAGGCCUGGCGUUGACAUCGCUUGCAUUGCACGUGCCUAUACUGGGCUUCCAGAUUACAAGUGAUUGCGCUCGUAUUGUUGUACAUCUCUUGGACAGAGGUUGCCUGCCAAUUAUAUGCCUUCACAAUACCCCUGCUACAUACGUCAAGAUACCAACAUAUGCUGCACCUACGAAAGCUGCAGAUGAACUUCGUCCGUUGGCUCCAAAGAGACCAAUGAGGAGGCUCCUCAAGAAAGAAGUGUCAUUGGAUACAUACACGUGGCAGAAGAAAUAUGGUCACCUAACAUCUGCUGCCAUGAUGGCGCAGGUCGAUGAACGUUUGAAGAGAAGAUUCUCCGUAUCGGCUUCCAUGGAGGAAAUUUCAAAGAUACAAGAGGCGAAAAAUAAGGAUCUGGGGUCACAGGUAAGCUUGGGACCGGAGGAAGCGGCAAUAGCACAAUCACAGCACUUCGAUCAACUAGAAGCCUUGUGGAAUAAGAUAUCUCCACCGAGACGACGCUCCAACAAGUCAUUAUCAAAACAAAGCUCCCUAAUUGAGAGUAGGUUCGAUUCUUCAGAUGAAGAACACACACCAGUUGAAGAACAAGGUGAGUUCUUUAACAACAAUGCUCUUGUAUAUUUUUUAAAAUUAAUGUUAUACGUUAUUACCGAUUAUUUCUUUUUCGUUUACAGAACACAUGGUGGAAUGAAGAGAUGA